Molecule: messenger RNA, 749 nt
Organism: Acinonyx jubatus (cheetah)
Lineage: Eukaryota; Metazoa; Chordata; Mammalia; Carnivora; Felidae
Product: translation initiation factor IF-2-like
Exons: 2
Coding region: 1-465 (154 amino acids)
Source: RefSeq, a predicted model, not a curated record
AUGGUGACAUCGCGGGCCGGGAGGCGGCUCCUCGCCCGUCGCUCCCGCUCACUCCCGCCGCCGGCCCGUGGGACGGCGGACAGCCGGGGGCGGGCUCAGGGCGCGGCGGGGCGCGGGCAUGGCUCCGGCGGCGGCGGCGGCGGCGGCUGGCUCCUCCCCGCUCGUCACUGCUCCGAGAGGUCGCGCCCGCAGGGCUGCCCGGGCAGCCGAGAAAGGGAAGUGGGUGGGGAGAGCGCGGGGAAGGGGAAGGGACGAAGGGGGAGGGGACGGAGCGCGGCCGACCCCGCCCACCCCCACCCCACCCCCUACGCUGGGCUCGCGGCGGGAAGUUGGGACGCGCUGGGGUCGCGCACCUCCCGGCUGUCCCCGGCUGCGCAGCUCCGGGAGGAGGAAACCCACACGCCUCGGACGUCCUUUUCACACAACUUUCGGAGAACCGGGAAGUCCUCUCGCUCAGGCCAAUAGAACAUUUUAUUCAAACGGUUUGGACGGUCUCCAAACGUCUGGCAUCUGAGUCAGGUGGGUAUAUUAUCCAUUGCUGUGUAACAAAUUAUCCCAAAACUGAGAAGCUUAAAACACCGGUUUCUGGGGGUCCGAAAUCUAGAGCAUCUUAGCUGGGUGCUCUGGCUCAGGUCUCUCUUGUUGAGUUCAAGCCUUAGCUGGGGCCGAGGCCAUCCCAAAACUGGAGUGGGACUGAAGGAUCCCCUUCCCAGCUCACUCCCAGUUUGUUCCAUACAGGCUGUUGCACU